GGACCGCAUGUCUGCCUGGGGGAUGCCAACCAGCAUCCGAAGCUAUUUCGUCAUGUGAAGACUCCAGUUUCUCAUAAGGUAAUUGAGAAAAGGAGAAGAGACCGCAUUAACCGAUGCUUAAAUGAGCUUGGCAAAACCGUGCCCAUGGCCCUGGCAAAACAGGUGAGGAGGUGUUCUUUUCCUUAUUUUCAAACUGCCAAAUAGGGCAUCUUGAUUCCACCUAACCGUAUGUAUUGUCUUCUGCUUCAAACGCUCCUUUUUACACAUCGUGGUUUUUCCUCAUAUUUUUAAAAGGAGAAUACUUCAGGAUUUAAUUGAAUGUUACUACACUCGCCGAGAAGUGCGCAUGUUAUGCUUCGCUGUGCUUUAGUGUUUUUGUAUGUCCCAAAGAAUUGAGUGAGCUCAGUAAACACAUUUUAAAUAUGAACAUACAUCACACUGACAGAAAAUACCAGAACAAAAACUUGAUAUUAAAGUGUGUUAUGUCUUUUGAAAAGAAUUAACUUUUCUUGAUGACCCACUUAGCCCCCCUUUACGUGUUUGUGUUCUUGUGCGUUUGCUGUGUAGAGCUCCGGCAAACUGGAGAAAGCUGAAAUCCUGGAGAUGACAGUUCAGUAUCUCAGAGCAUUGCAUUCUUCGGAUUUUCCACGGGGCAGAGAGAAAGGAGAGCUCUUGGCAGAAUUUGCCAAUUAUUUUCACUACGGCUAUCAUGAAUGCAUGAAAAACCUGGUACACUACUUAACCACGGUGGAGAGGAUGGAGACGAAGGACACCAAGUACGCCCGCAUCCUGGCUUUCCUGCAGUCAAAGUCGCACUUUGUAACGGAACCAUUGUUCAGCUCCCUCGCUGCCCUGCCGGAUCCCACCGAGUACAUGUGCCAGCUCCACUCCACUUCGGACUUUCAGACGCACAGCGCCAGUGACUCAAUUUUUCCACAAAGCCACGGACAUUUCUCUUGGCACAACACUACCAGGAGCCCGGCUCUUGCGUACUUACCAAAUGCAGUCGUGCCACAGGUGCAGCAGCAACAGCAGCAGACUGGGACCUGGUUGUCACCGGUCCAGGGGCUCGAGCAGCACUACUUGAACCUGCUGGGACAUUCGCAUGGUCCCGCAUUCAGCCUGCACAGUGCGCAGCACGCUGCCAUGUGAUCAGCUUGGACUUCGGCCAUAUUUAUGAGCACCCACUUAGGUUCUCUCUCUUGGCUAAGGACAAUGUAAAAUAGUGCGUUUAAAAAUUAAAGUAAAUUCUGCUUAAAUUAAA
Polypterus senegalus (gray bichir) is the source of this 1264-nucleotide messenger RNA. RefSeq names its product helt bHLH transcription factor (gene helt). Gene Ontology annotation, molecular function: RNA polymerase II cis-regulatory region sequence-specific DNA binding; DNA-binding transcription factor activity, RNA polymerase II-specific. Gene Ontology annotation, cellular component: nucleus. Bases 604 to 1152 code for a protein of 182 amino acids. The record is from RefSeq and is a predicted model, not a curated record. The transcript has 3 exons. Lineage: Eukaryota; Metazoa; Chordata; Cladistia; Polypteriformes; Polypteridae. Gene Ontology annotation, biological process: regulation of neurogenesis; anterior/posterior pattern specification; regulation of transcription by RNA polymerase II.